Messenger RNA from Cylas formicarius (sweet potato weevil), 1902 nucleotides. It is a transcript of the gene Sps1, whose product is annotated as inactive selenide, water dikinase-like protein. Gene Ontology annotation, cellular component: cytoplasm. The transcript is spliced from 3 exons. Gene Ontology annotation, molecular function: ATP binding; selenide, water dikinase activity. Gene Ontology annotation, biological process: L-selenocysteine biosynthetic process. The coding region runs from base 138 to 1361 and encodes 407 amino acids. NCBI's taxonomy places the organism in Eukaryota, Metazoa, Arthropoda, Insecta, Coleoptera, Brentidae. The record is from RefSeq and is a predicted model, not a curated record.
CGACUCUUAUUUCAGUGGUAACGGGCGCCAUUUUACAAGCGUUGUGUGAUUGUUUGAGAAACGCUCUCGAGAAGCCAGUGUUUUUAACACGCUAGUACGAGUCGAAUUUAAAAUAUAGUUUCCAAACAAAUACCGGCAUGGGCGAUUAUCAAGUUGCGGGUGUUCAACAGGACGCUUUGGGGGCAGUUCAGCUUGAAUUGGGUGGAAAUCCUAAUGCCUUGGCGCUUCGCCGGCCUUUCGACCCAUUAGCCCACGAUUUAGAAGCUAGUUUUAGGUUGACACGUUUCGCAGAUUUGAAAGGCCGUGGAUGCAAAGUGCCCCAGGAAGUACUCAACAAACUGGUUGAGGGGCUGCAGCAGGACUACAAUAGCGGUGGCGAUCAUGAACACGCUCAUUUCAUGCAUAUGGCCAUCCCGCGAAUUGGUAUUGGCCUUGAUUGUUCGGUUACUCCUCUGCGCCAUGGCGGUCUGGUACUCGUUCAAACGACGGACUUUUUCUACCCCUUGGUUGACGACCCCUAUAUGAUGGGCAAAAUUGCUUGCGCUAAUGUGCUUAGCGAUUUGUACGCUAUGGGAGUUACUGAAUGUGACAAUAUGCUCAUGUUAUUGGGUGUUAGCACCAAGAUGACUGAAAAGGAGCGCGACGUAGUUAUUCCAUUGAUUAUGAGAGGAUUCAAGGACUCUGCUUUGGAAGCUGGUACAACAGUUACUGGUGGACAGACUGUGGUCAACCCGUGGUGCACAAUUGGGGGAGUUGCAUCCACUGUCGCCCAACCAAAUGAGUAUAUUGUGCCAGAUAAUGCUGUUGUUGGAGAUGUCUUAGUGCUGACUAAACCAUUGGGCACGCAAGUUGCAGUAAAUGCUCAUCAAUGGUUGGACCAACCAGAACGUUGGAACCGAAUAAAGCUCGUCGUGAGCGAGGAAGAUGUCCGAAAAGCCUACCACCGUGCCAUGGAUUCCAUGGCCCGACUUAAUCGCAUAGCCAGCCGACUGAUGCACAAAUACAACGCUCAUGGCGCGACCGAUGUGACAGGCUUUGGCCUCCUGGGACACGCGCAGACGUUAGCUUCCCACCAGAAGAACGAGGUGUCGUUUGUGAUUCACAAUCUGCCCGUUAUCGCGAAAAUGGCGGCAGUGGCGAAAGCGUGUGGUAACAUGUUCCAGUUGCUUCAGGGAAACUCGGCCGAAACCUCCGGCGGGCUUCUGAUCUGUUUGCCCAGAGAACAGGCUGCCGCUUACUGCAAGGAUAUCGAAAAACAAGAGGGCUACCAGGCCUGGAUCAUUGGCAUCGUGGAGAAGGGCAAUCGAACGGCUCGAAUCAUUGACAAACCACGAGUCAUUGAAGUGCCGGCUAAAGAAUAAUUCUACCCGUAUAUAUAUAUGUUAUGUAUUUUUACAUAUGGCGAGCCGUUAAUUUUCUAACCGCCCGCGUCAUAUGGAGACAGCUUUUAGUUUCCUAUUAUUGUUUUAUGAAUUUGAAAGUAGCAUUUAAUAAAUAUCGAAAAUCAUUUUUAUUACUUUUGUUCAUAUGGUACAGACGCGUUUUUUUUUUAAUUUGUGAACGUUUUUAAUUUACGCCAGCCUAGGCCAGUCUCUUCUGAAAAGAAAAAGGUUGUCUCUUGUAUUAUGUCAUAGCCCGAUACGCUUAUAGGUUCAUGCAUUAAAGUCUUUUCGGUGAAUUUUAGCGGAUGGGAUCCGUUUGAAUUAUCGGUGCAUUUGUUUCUAUUUGUAAAAUUGGUCUGGUCUAUAUGUAUGGAGGAUAUGAGUCAGCAAAGAGGGCACACUCAAAAAUAUAUAUGUUUUCAAUCAUAUUUUUCUUUGCAAGAUAUUUUUCGUAUGAAAGAAAUUUGUGGUAUUUUGUAUAAUAAUUUUUAAAAUAUAAUUAAUAAACUUUGAAAGAAUU